Molecule: messenger RNA, 1478 nt
Organism: Petromyzon marinus (sea lamprey)
Lineage: Eukaryota; Metazoa; Chordata; Hyperoartia; Petromyzontiformes; Petromyzontidae
Source: RefSeq, a predicted model, not a curated record
GUGGCACCUAACCGCUGCACCACCGCUCCCCACACACACACUCAGCACACACUCUCACGCUCACACAGACGGGAAUGUCACAGCACGCUCCGCUCAACGUGACGGGCCAGCAGGACGGCUGGACUUGCCUCCUGUCGGCGCUCCUGGCGAUCGGCACUGAGCCGGAGGUUUCGCCUGCGCGGUGCCGCGGGGAGACCGCGACCCGGGGGUCAGAAGAGGUCAUCGCGGGGCCUCAGGGGACGGCGGCGGUCGAGACGAUGGCAUGGGCGGCAGGGGCCACGCCGCCUCCCCUGACGGACGCGUGGCUGGUGCCGCUCGUAUUCGCCCUCAUCAUGGCCCUGGGGCUCACGGGGAACUUGCUGGUGGUGAUCGUCGUCGGCAGGAACAGACGGAUGCGCACGGUCACCAACUUCUACAUCGCGAACCUGGCAUGCACGGACGUCAUCUUCCUGGUGAGCUGCGUCCCCUUCACGGCCACGCUCUACUCGCUGCCCAGCUGGGUGUUCGGGGAUUUCAUGUGCAAGUUCGUCAACUUCCUGCAGCAGGUGACGGUGCAGGCCACGUGCGCGACACUCACGGCCAUGAGCAUCGACCGCUGCUACCUCGCGCUGCGGCCACUCAAGUCGCUCUACCGCCGCACCACGCGCCUCGCACUCACCGUCAGCGCCGCCAUCUGGACGGGGUCGUUCGUGGCCUCGCUUCCCGUGGCCCUGCACCACCGGGUGGAGGAGGGCUUCUGGUACGGCCCUCGGACCUACUGCGUGGAGAGCUUCCUGUCGGAGGGCCGCCGCGUUGCCUUCCUCCUCUACACCUUCGCCCUCACCUACCUGCUGCCCCUGCUCACCAUCUGCCUCAGCUACGGAUUCAUGCUCAACCGCAUUGGCCGCCCCGUCGUGCAGCCCGUCGACAACAACCACCAGGAGCAGCUGGUGUCGGAACGUUCACGGGUGGUGCACGCCGCCGUGUCCCGCAUGGUGGUUGCCGUCGUGGUGCUGUUCGCCGUCUGCUGGGGCCCCAUCCAGAUCCUCAUCCUCUACCAGGCCUUGGCGCCGGCGUUCUCGCACAGCUACGGCACCUACAAGCUGAAAAUCUGGGCGCACUGCAUGUCGUACGCCAACUCGGCGCUCAACCCAAUCGUCUACGCCUUCAUGGGCGGCUCCUUCCGCAAGCUCUUCCGCGCGGCCUUCCCGCGCGCGUGCAACCGGCGCGUGCACGCCGCUCCGCCGCCGCCGCCGCACCGUAGCGGCGUCGGCGGCGCGAACUCGGCGGCGGUGGCGGGGCGGAGUUCCAGAGUCCGCGCGGCCCGGUGGCACGCCGUAGCGACGACGGCGGUUCGGGCCGCACCGCAGAGCCUCGUCGCCGCCGCUCGACGGAGGCGGCGCGAGCCGCGAGGCCCCGCAGGCUCCGGCCCGCCGGCUCCACGCGCGGCGUGGGAGUCGUCGCGGACGGCGCGGUCCCCGCGACGGAGGUCGCGGUGA